CCGGACACCGGGCUGGGGCGGCGGCGGUGGCGGUGGUGGCGGCGGCGGCGGCGGCGGCGGGGCCGCGCCGGGCCGGGCGUCGGGGCCACAGGUCCGUCCACGGGUCGCCGGGGCUGCGCGCGCCAUGGAGCCGCCGUGCGGCUGCUGCGAGCGGCUGGUGCUCAACGUGGCCGGGCUGCGCUUCGAGACGCGGGCGCGCACGCUGGGCCGCUUCCCGGACACGCUGCUCGGGGACCCCGCGCGCCGCAGCCGCUUCUACGACGGCGCGCGCCGCGAGUACUUCUUCGACCGGCACCGGCCCAGCUUCGACGCCGUGCUCUACUACUACCAGUCGGGCGGGCGGCUGCGGCGGCCGGCGCACGUGCCGCUCGACGUCUUCCUGGAGGAGGUGGCCUUCUACGGGCUGGGCGCGGCGGCGCUGGCGCGCCUGCGCGAGGACGAGGGCUGCCCGCUGCCGCCCGAGCGCCCCCUGCCCCGCCGCGCCUUCGCGCGCCAGCUCUGGCUGCUCUUCGAGUUCCCCGAGAGCUCGCAGGCCGCGCGCGUCCUCGCCGUGGUCUCCGUGCUCGUCAUCCUCGUCUCCAUCGUCGUCUUCUGCCUCGAGACGCUGCCCGACUUCCGCGACGACCGCUACGACCCGGGACUGGCCGCCGCGGGCCCGUUCCCGGCGCGGCAGAAUGGCUCCAGCCCGGUGCCUGGGGGUCCGCCCCGCCUGCCCUUCAGCGACCCGUUCUUCGUGGUGGAGACUCUCUGCAUCUGCUGGUUCUCCUUCGAGCUGCUGGUCCGCCUGCUGGCCUGCCCCAGCAAGGCCAUCUUCUUCAAGAACGUCAUGAACCUCAUCGAUUUUGUGGCCAUCCUGCCCUACUUCGUGGCCCUGGGCACCGAGCUGGCCCAGCAGCGGGGGGUGGGGCAGCCGGCCAUGUCCCUGGCCAUCCUGCGGGUCAUCCGGCUGGUGCGCGUCUUCCGCAUCUUCAAGCUGUCCCGGCACUCCAAGGGCCUGCAGAUCUUGGGCCAGACGCUGCGGGCCUCCAUGCGUGAGCUGGGCCUCCUCAUUUUCUUCCUCUUCAUCGGCGUGGUCCUCUUCUCCAGCGCCGUCUACUUUGCCGAGGCAGACCGGGUGGACACCCACUUCACCAGCAUCCCCGAGUCCUUUUGGUGGGCCGUGGUCACCAUGACCACGGUCGGCUAUGGAGACAUGGUGCCCGUCACCGUGGGCGGCAAGAUCGUGGGCUCGCUGUGUGCCAUCGCCGGUGUGCUCACCAUCUCCCUGCCGGUGCCCGUCAUCGUCUCCAACUUCAGCUACUUCUACCACCGGGAGACGGAGGGCGAGGAGGCCGGGAUGUACAGCCACGUGGACACACAGCCCUGUGACAUGCUGGAAGCCAAGGCCAAUGGGGGUUUGAUGGAUGGGGAGAUGCCCGAGCUCCCGCCCCCUCUCUGGGCCCCACCCGGGAAGCACCUGGUCACGGAGGUGUGAGGACAGAUGAGGCCUGGAGGAUCUCACACCUCUCUGGACUGUGGAGGGGGGAGGGGGAGGGGAGGGGGAGGGGAAGGCCAGCGGAAGGGGGAGUGGCUUUAGGAAGAACUAGGUUACGUGGUGAUGACCGGAGCAACACCCAGUCUUCUCGCUGGGUCUUGAGCUGUAUGAUUUGGGGGUGGGGGGCACCUCCUGAUGCAGCAGUGAAUGGCCAUGGGUUGUUGAACUCAGUUGGGUUGGGGGGCUCGACUGGUUCAUGUGGCACUGAGUUGUGCAAUACUCCUGGGGUCUCUGGGGGGUGGUGUGGAGCUAGGAUCGGUCAUACCCAUCGCAUGAGUUUCCCAGGUCCGUGUUGGGAAGGGUUGGGUGGUGAGUCUUGUCCAACUGCAUUUGUGCAGGGUUGAUGGGUUUCCUGGGGCCAUCUGGGACAAAUUAGGUGGUCACCAGUGCGUUGUUGAGAUCGAUUACACGGCCAUGCUUCGUGUCAUUGCAUUAAGACGUGUCCAAAAUCAUGUGGCAUUGUGGUUCCUCUAGGGCCGUGUUCUCUUGGGCUCUGUGAGCUUGCGAGCUGUACAGAAAGACAAACGGUCAUGUGAUAGGAUGUUGGCUUCCUAAGUCGUGAUGGGUUGGGUUGGGCUAGCAUGUGUGAGCAAAUGGGCCUCUUGGGUUCUGCUGGUUGAGCUGUGUAGAGUUGUAUCACUGUGUGGGUCUUGUGUGGUCAGUUUAUCUGGGUCAAUGACCAAGGCUCCUAGGACCAUGCUGAGUUGGGCUACAUUGAGUUCUGUCUCUGAGUCCGAAAGAAAUGUUGGGGUGAGCCAGGCUGAGUGUUUGAGUGCCCUAGGGUCACGUCGGGGGGCUUUGUGUUGAGUGGCAGCCCCAGGACCGGGGAAAGCCGUGGUGGGGAGCCAUCACGCACCGCGGAGCAAGUGCGGCCCUGGCAGGGCUGGGGUCUGUGUCCAGGCGUUCUGCUGUCCAUCCGUCGGGCUCUGGGUGAACCCGGCGCGCCUCCGUCUACCCUGCGCCCGCCUCCUGUCUGUCCGCCCCUGCAUUUUUGCUGUCAGACGUGAAAGUCAGCUACAAGGGACGGGAAAGGAGGGGGGAAAGCUGAACUCUGUCUGGCUGUGUUGGGGAGGGUGGACAGAAACCAACAGGAGAGGGACAGAGGCCCAGAGAGAGAGACGGAAACCCAGACAAGGGAGACUCGGAGAGAGAGAGAGAGAGAGAGAGAGAGAGAGGGGACAGAGACCCAGAGGAAGGGAUGGAGACCCAGAAGAGGGGGUGGAGGCACCCAGAACUGGAGAAGACCAUAGCGCUCCAGACAAAGUGAACCAAAUAAGAAAAACACGCAAGCCGGAGAGCUGGGACCUGAGAGAGGCGCUCCCCCCGCCCCCGCCCAGAGUCGCAGAAACGCUGGCCCAGGGCACGUCGCAGGGCGUCCCCACGGCUCAGGAGGGGGGCUGUGGGCUGGUGGGGAAGGAGCCGGGGGAGAGGCCCGAGUCUCAGGGCAGGGCGGCGGCUUCCGAAGGUUGCACAGGAGCAGGGCGCGUGGCUGCCUGAUGCCACCGUGGCUCCUGAGUGCAGCAGGACGCAGGCACAGCGGGGGGCGAUGGGAAGGCAUUGGGGUGGGCCAGGUGGCACGGCCCGUUAAGCACUGCUUGGGACCCUCGUCCCAUAGCACAGCGCCUGGGGUCAAGUCCCACCUGUGCCCCAGCUUCCUGCUGAUGUGCCCGUGCCUCCCGCGGGGCCGGUCCAGGUGGCGCUCCUGCCCAGCCCCGGCAGCGGGCGGCUGGGGAGCAUGGCGAGGAAGACCUCACUCCCGCGCUCUCGGUCACUCCGUCCGCCUUCAAAUUAAUCUUCAAAAUGAGAAAAGGGCAUUUAGAGAAGGAAGAGGGGCGGUCAUGAACACUAAACACAGAGGGCUUCCUAUGUGCCAGGCAUCGUUCAGAGUACUGUACUGGUAUUAAUUUAUUAAAGCCCACCCACUGGUUUACA
Molecule: messenger RNA, 3466 nt
Organism: Oryctolagus cuniculus (rabbit)
Lineage: Eukaryota; Metazoa; Chordata; Mammalia; Lagomorpha; Leporidae
Gene: KCNA7
Product: potassium voltage-gated channel subfamily A member 7
Biological process (GO): protein homooligomerization; potassium ion transmembrane transport; action potential
Cellular component (GO): voltage-gated potassium channel complex; membrane
Molecular function (GO): delayed rectifier potassium channel activity; protein binding
Source: RefSeq, a predicted model, not a curated record